This is a messenger RNA of Auanema sp. JU1783, 1443 nucleotides long. NCBI's taxonomy places the organism in Eukaryota, Metazoa, Nematoda, Chromadorea, Rhabditida, Rhabditidae. The record is from the annotation of a GenBank genome assembly.
AUGCAAAACGCUCUUGGCCGCUCUAAGGAGAGCAACUCCUCCAAAAAUGCAUCAGGAAAGUUGACCCAUGGUGAGCGAUUUCUCCCGGAGAAAAAACGUGAUAGCAAAACUGAACAGAAAAUCAAAGAGAGCUUGAAAGGAGAUGGAAAAUUCGACUUAUCCAACAACGUUUACAGCUCUUCCGGUUAUAGUCAACGUUUGGCUGACUUGGGAGAAGAUCCUUUGAGUUCUGUUCGCACUCUGCGAAGUUACUUGAAGAAACGUUCCGUUGAAUGGAACUUAGAAGAUAGACCUGUAGCCGAAACUUUAUGUCGGUCUGCCUGUGAACAGCUGGACGAAGCUGAAGGUCAUCUCAUGAAACUUCACGGAAAGAGAUCGGAGGCUAUACUAAUAGGUGAAGUCGCCUUAGCUGAGCAAAUCAAAACAGAAAUGGAAAAAUACAAAGAAGAAGUCAUCCGUUCUACUCUAUCAGAUCUGGUCAUAGACUCUGCCGAGAUGAAAGCUUUCGGUGUUGACUCUGCUUGGACACCGGAUCAAAGCUAUUGUCCCCCGCCAAGUAACAUAGCAACACCCGCAAAACGUGAUUCGAAACAAAAAUCUGUCAAAGGUCCUCCAUAUCUGCAAAGAUCUGAGAGGUUCAAGCCUAGAACUGCUGUUCUCCCUAAAAACACCGAGCAGUUCAGGAAUUCAGACGAUUCACCUCCCGAUAUGAGCGGAAAAAACUAUGACCAGCAUGAAGUUCGUCGGAAUGAUCGUCUAUCGGAUCUUAUGAGUAACACUACAUUCUUCAACGAGCCUCGUAUAGAUAAUCCUUACGAUAUUCCAAGAGAGUCCAUUCGACCAAGUGCACCUAUCUACCCUUCUUAUACCCCUAAUACCAAUCUGUAUGGCUACGACUCUUCUUCUUCUUUGAUGUCAAGUAAACCUUCAGCAAAUGGUUCAUGCUCCUAUUGUGGAUACACUGGAUUUCAUUUGAUGUCACCUGAAGGUUUGAGAGAUCAUCAUAAACGGGAAUGCAAAAUCAUGAACUUAUGUCGAUUCUGUCAGAAAAUAGUCCUGGUUCCCCAACUGACCGAUCAUCUUAUCAAUAGAUGUUCAUUCCUCCAAGAUCGUAUGACCAGAUGCAUAAAAUGCAACUUGUCUGCCGAUAAGAUUGAUCAAGACCUUGGUUUAAAACAUCCCUUAUGCAGAGGAACACCACCUCCAAACGGAGCUGUCUGGUGCCCUUUAUGCGCCAUAGCAGUUACAGACAAUCCAGAGAGUUGGAGAGAACAUCUUACAUCGAAGUGUUAUGUCAAUCCUAGAAAAAAUGGGCCGGAAAACAUUCCGGAAAGAUCUGACUUAGAAAACUCGCGAAACCAACAAACCAAUUUGAAUGGCAGGUUCAUUGAUGCCGAUAAGUUAGUAGCGGCAUUGCAGGUAACUAACCCACGAGAUGAGUGA